UUUGCGGAAGUAAGUGUCAGCUGACUUCCUUGCAGCUCUGCGCUUAAACAAAAAAAAAUAUAUAAAUUCUCUGGGCAGGUUGUUGUUUUUAUUUCAUUUUUGUUGUAUUUUUCGCGACUUUUACACCCCGGAUAAUGUUACGCCCUAAAGCGCUGACUCAGGUCCUCAGUCAGGCCAACACAAACGGAGUACAGAGCACACUGCUGCUGAAUAAUGAAGGCUCUCUGCUGGCGUAUUCUGGUUACGGAGACACGGACGCUCGGGUUACAGCCGCCAUCGCCAGCAACAUCUGGGCCGCUUACGACAAAAACGGCCACCAGGCUUUUAACGAGGACAAACUCAAGUUUAUUCUGAUGGACUGCAUGGAAGGCAGAGUGGCCAUUACCCGGGUCGCAAACUUACUGCUGUGCAUGUACGCUAAGGAGACCGUGGGCUUUGGGAUGCUGAAAGCCAAGGCGGAGGCCCUGGUGGAGUACCUUCAGGAACCACUCACACAAGUGGCAGCGUCGUAGAUGGAUCAUUUGCUAGUUUGCCCUGUAUUUUUGUCAAAGCUAUUAAUUUAGGCUUUAUUUAUUUGCUCAGAUGAUUCUCCUGAUCUUCAUAACUAAUUAAAAAUGUACCGCUUAUACAAUUUCUUAUGAAUCAGAAGCCAAUGUAAACUUUUUUCCUCUUUUUUUUUUUUCCUAUCUCAGCAUCUUUUUGUGGUCGCACCUAACAAAUUAACUUAUAAGCCAAUAUUUGGUUCAGUAAUAAUAAAUGUGCUUUUCUAUAUUUGA
Molecule: messenger RNA, 776 nt
Organism: Clarias gariepinus (North African catfish)
Lineage: Eukaryota; Metazoa; Chordata; Actinopteri; Siluriformes; Clariidae
Gene: lamtor2
Product: late endosomal/lysosomal adaptor, MAPK and MTOR activator 2
Exons: 4
Coding region: 135-512 (125 amino acids)
Biological process (GO): positive regulation of TOR signaling; cellular response to amino acid stimulus
Cellular component (GO): Ragulator complex
Molecular function (GO): molecular adaptor activity; guanyl-nucleotide exchange factor activity
Source: RefSeq, a predicted model, not a curated record